UCUGGUAUAAUUACGGUGUGUCCAGAGCCGUUGACCAUAGCGCAACAGCUGACUCAUAUCGAGAUGGAGAGAUUCAGCAUGGUAGGAGUGGAUGAAAUCUUGGUAGCGCUGGCAAACAAUGAUUUGGCCGAACUUGGGCGAAAUAGGAAUGGUGCCAUGGGCUCGAUAUCCUACUAUAUCGAGUGGUUCAAUAGGCUGUCAUCUUUCGCUGCUACGGAAGUAUUGAGACAGCUGCGGAAAAAACAUAGAGUCGAGGUGAUUGAAUUUCUCAUUGACGUAGCGAAAGAAUGCUGUGAGAUCGGAAACUUCAAUAGUCUAAUGGCCAUUGUCGCUGGACUGUCACUACCAGCCAUUACGAGGUUGAAACGAACUGUAAGUGCCUUACUGUUGCUUUUUCAAGGCAGUAUUCUAGAUACGAAAAAAAGUUUCUGCCUCUGUAUGUGA
Molecule: messenger RNA, 444 nt
Organism: Cylicostephanus goldi
Lineage: Eukaryota; Metazoa; Nematoda; Chromadorea; Rhabditida; Strongylidae
Source: the annotation of a GenBank genome assembly